GUUACAUUCUUGCAUUCAUGCUGUUCAUAUGUUAUUUCCGUGAAGACCUUACAUAUAAUUAUUGUUAGAUACCCACCUCUCACCGUGUCUACUUUGGGCCUGCACCAACCCCGGAUCGCUCCUGCAAAACGCGACAUCUACUGGCUACCUUCAACUCCACGGCAUCUCGCGGAAGACGCUAGCGUCGAGAUCUCUUCUCAGUUCUCAACCUUAACCUCACUCAGUCCAACCUCUCGCUCGUUCAGUCCCGCUGUCGUCGUUCGCUUCGUUUUCUCUGCAAUCGGUGCCUCUCGCUCGGUCGCAGCCCGCCCUAGUCUCGACCCCCUUGGAUACCGAGCCCCCUCGCGCAGUGUUAGAUCGACCGAGUAACCAACAUAGUGGAUGGCGUUGCAUUUGGUGCGUUAAACAGGGUAGACAGGACGACCCAACCCCGGCGUAUAUAAAUUGGUAUAAGGGAACAAACACUUGGCAGAAUAUAUUACGAUGCGUUCGCUUUUUCGCCUCCCGCUGCUAGCAGUCUUCUCCUAUCUGCAAUGCGGUGCUGCCGAAGAGUAUCUGCAGUCUACAUCGCUAGAGACUUGCAUGGAUGACUCUCUUAUCACUGCAAGUCUUUUUGAUGUGACUUACUACCCUGGAAACAGUACAAUAUCAUAUAAUAUCAACGCAAAUGCUUCCGUCACUGGUAAUGUCUCCCUGACCCUCCAGGUCAUCGCCUACGGCUAUUACCUCGACCCUAUCGACAUUGACCCCUGUGGUGGCCAAACAUCUUUGUCCACAAAUUUCUGUCCUAUUGAAACAGCUGGUGCGCCUCUUGAUUUAAAGGCAUCUAGCAGCGUACCGAGUAACGUCGCCGGCAAUAUUCCUUCUGUGGCAUAUACUGUGCCUGAUCUGGACGGCAAAAUUCGCAUCUAUAUCAACUCAAGUAGUGUCGGACGAAGGGUCGCAUGUGUGGAAGCAGAACUGUCUAAUGGCAAAACCGUCUACCAGAAAGCCGUCGGAUGGACGCUAGCGGUUGUUGCUGGAUUAGCAUUAACAGCGUCGGCCAUUGCUUCCGGACUUGGGUUUUCCAAUACUUCGGCGCAUGUUGCUGCAAAUGCGCUAUCCCUCUUCGGUUUUUUCCAAGCCCAGGCCAUGUACGGAAUGACCUCGGUUACCAUGCCGCCCAUCGUUGAGGCUUGGACGCAAAACUUCCAAUGGAGCAUGGGCAUUAUUCGAGUGGGAUUUCUUCAAACCCUCAGCACGUGGUAUCAGCAAGCAACGGGUGGAACGCCGUCUCUUGUCCUCCAGUCACUGACCAUCACAUCCGUUAGCGUACAAAAGCGAUCUCUGGAACUGGGUAAAAUUGCCAAGCGGGCUUUGCACACGCUCACGGCGCGAGACAACUCUGCGUCUUCAAACUCGAUGGUUUUGAAGGGCAUGCUCCGAGUUGGAUUUCGGGCGAAAAUUGAGCCUACUAACAUUUUCAUGACCGGGUUGAUUUUCCUAGCGGUUUUCUUCAUGCUGGUCAUUCUUUUGAUCGUUCUAUUCAAGCUGUUCACCAAGCUUGCCGUCCGGCUAAGGUGGAUGCGAGCGGAAACAUUCGCAGAUUUCAGAAAUGGGUGGACUAGCGUGAUGCGCGGCAUUUUGUUUCGACUUAUUCUCAUUGGCUACCCUCAAAUGGUUGUCCUGUGCCUGUGGGAACUAACCCGCCGCGAUUCGGUUGCAGAAGCUAUUUUGGCUGUCCUCAUGAUCCUUUCGAUGACUGUUAUCUUAUUCUGGGCAGCCUUCCGGGUGCUUCGCCUCGCCCAGCGAUCCAUUUCCAUGCAUCAGAACCCGGCUUAUAUUCUAUACUCGAACCCCAAGUUCCUACAUACGUGGGGUUUCUUGUACGUUUCAUACCGAGCAACCGCCUAUUACUGGGUCUUCCCUACCCUGGUGUACAUUUUCGUCAAGGGUGCCUUCAUCGGACUCGCGCAAGGUUCUGGUGUCGUGCAAGCUAUCGGCCUUUUAAUUAUUGAAACCACAGCACUCAUCUUUGCCUCCAUUUUUAGACCAUGGAUGGAUAAGAAAACUAACACGUUUAAUAUUGCCAUUUUCGCGGUGUAUUUCGUCAACGCCGUGUUUCUACUUAUGUUCACCAGUGUCUUCAAUCAGCCGGCAAUUGUCAACUCCGUGAUGGGCGUCAUCCUUGUGCUAUACAAUGCCAUAUUCGCUCUUAUUCUGUUGCUCCUAGUGCUGGUAUCCGCGUGCUACGCUAUCUUCUCUAAGAACCCGGAUCUCCGUUACGAACCGGUGCGAGAUGACCGUGGCUCGUUCAUUCGAUCGCAAACGCAGCUCGACGUCAACAAAGAAUUAGAUGCUCUUGGCGUCGCCGCCAGAGGCGAGGAUAAACAUCCUUACGAUGGACAAGCUUACUAGAUGACGAUCCAUCAUAUGUCUCUUUCAUAUUUUGUUUAUCUCGUCUGAAUCUUUUCUUUACUUGGUUUCAUUUCGAAUGGUGUUCAGUGGUAGGGAGCAUUUGUGUUCGAACUUUUGAGUAUAAGAUCAUUGUUAAUAAUGGUUGACCUUGGGUUAUUGUCUAUCAGUGUUAAUCAGUCUGUCCUGUUAUCUUAUCCUGGCCAUGCAAUACUCGGCGCACGGUUUGUGUUCGUGUAUCUGUACGAUUUUCAUUUUUUUAAUUGUUUCAUAUUUUCAAUGUUUCAAUGUUCACUGUCUUGUACAUAUUUCGUUAGUGGACUAAACAUUACUCUAACCAUUGUGAAUGACAUCUGGAGGUUUUGGAU
Talaromyces proteolyticus is the source of this 2762-nucleotide messenger RNA. Its product is annotated as putative flavin carrier protein 2 precursor. The coding region runs from base 484 to 2397 and encodes 637 amino acids. Lineage: Eukaryota; Fungi; Ascomycota; Eurotiomycetes; Eurotiales; Trichocomaceae. The record is from RefSeq and is a predicted model, not a curated record. Gene Ontology annotation, biological process: fungal-type cell wall biogenesis; transmembrane transport. The transcript is spliced from 4 exons.